ACGACCGGUGGCGUCGCGUCACAAUUCGCUCAUCUCUGUCAGAGUAGAGUGCCAAAUUUGGGAAAGGAACAUUUGUUACCUAUUUUGUAUAAAAGAUGGCGUUCUAUUACUCCGUGCUGGUUGUGGCGAUUGUGGCUGCUUCUGUAAACCAUUGUUCGGCGUUAACAGAAGAACAGAAGGAAACGCUAAGAGAGAAGCUGAAAGCCAAUGCGGUAGCAUGCGGCUCAGAGCUCGGCGUCGACUCUGAACAGCUGAAGAAGUGGCAUCAGGAGAGGACCCACGACGAGAGCAACAAGUGCGUUAUCGCGUGCAUGUUCAAGAAGAGUGGCCUGAUUGAUGACCAGGGCCUUUACUCAGAGAGCACCACUCUUGAGAAGAUUAAGCCUUAUCUGUCAGAGGCCAAGAAGGAUGAGGUGAACGCAUCAAUCAAGGCUUGCAAUUCUGUGAAUGAACAAUCCGUGGGCGACGGCAGCGCUGGCUGUGACCGUGCUUUACUGCUCUACGCGUGCUUCCUACAGCAGAAAGAAUUGCUUGGCAUCUCGCUGGACUUCGUGUUAUAAACACCAUAAAAAUAAACGUGGAUAUUAAAUACAUUUUCCUAUUUUCUAAUGCUGUUACUAAAUGUUUUACAUGAAUUAAACUAAGUAUAUAUAUUACGAUAUGAUGAA
This is a messenger RNA of Cydia strobilella, 668 nucleotides long. RefSeq lists its product as uncharacterized. Bases 96 to 560 code for a protein of 154 amino acids. The record is from RefSeq and is a predicted model, not a curated record. Gene Ontology annotation, molecular function: odorant binding. The transcript has 5 exons. Lineage: Eukaryota; Metazoa; Arthropoda; Insecta; Lepidoptera; Tortricidae.